Nasonia vitripennis (jewel wasp) is the source of this 1914-nucleotide messenger RNA. RefSeq names its product F-box/WD repeat-containing protein 9. The record is from RefSeq and is a predicted model, not a curated record. Gene Ontology annotation, cellular component: preribosome, large subunit precursor. The coding region runs from base 433 to 1662 and encodes 409 amino acids. Gene Ontology annotation, molecular function: protein binding. The transcript has 7 exons. Lineage: Eukaryota; Metazoa; Arthropoda; Insecta; Hymenoptera; Pteromalidae.
CACUCGCCCAAAAGAAGCAAUGCUCGCACUUCGCAUAUCCCAUAUAUAAAAUACGAAAUCAAGGCGAUCGACGCUCGGGCGGUUGCCGGCCCUGAAAUUCACAUCAGAGUAGGUAGAUGCAGCCUCAGCAGCUGCAUAAAGGAAUGAACUCGCGGCCGUGAGUCAUGCGCGUGCAGCAACUCCAGUCCGUCUGGCCGACGUUGACUUAGUGCGGCUCCGUUGCAUCAAAACAACAAGGGAGAGCGGAAGAAAGAAAGCAUCGUAUACGCGCGAGUUUUCUCUCAGUGGCAUAGCAGUGCGUGCCGUAGUAUAGUCAACGUAGAUCAUAUCAGUGAAAGGAAUAAGCAUCAGUGUCUUAAUAAUCGUUCGAUCGAAUGCUAGCCGCGGACGGCUCGCCUCGAAAACGACGAUUCCAACACCACGACACCCACGAUGUCCGACGAAGAGCAGCUUGUUUCCAACUGUUCUCCGGAGGACGGAGAUGAGCCGCUGAAUCUUCAGGAUCUCCCUGUGGAAGUAUUCCUGCACAUCUGCUCGUUUCUGGAUGCCUCGAGCCUGGUUCACGGCUUGAGUUUGGCGUGCAAGCAGUUUCACGAAAUUUUGAACGAUGAUUCGAUAUGGAGAGUCAGGAUCAGUCAGAUUUGGCCGAACGUCAAUUAUCCUACCCUACCCUCCGCUGAUCACGAUGAAUUGUUUUGGAAAUUGUCGUGCGUCGCCAUCGAAAGGCAGGCAAAGCUGUGGAGGAAUACAAGUGAUCAGAUGGAACGAAUACGGUUGAAUAAUAUCCAUUAUAGUACCAUCGAUGGACUUUUGUUAAUGCAUAAAGGAACUGUUUGUAUAUCCGGUGGCAGGGAUCGGUCUCUAGUGCUUUGCAAACUGUCAUCGGAAGAAGAGCAGAAUUCAUGUAUGUCAGUCAUUAAUGCCCACGAUGGAUGGAUUUGGGAUUUGACAGCUAUAAAUGACACAAUCUACAGUUGCAGUUGGGAUCGAUCGGUGAAAGCAUGGUCAUUGACCAGCACAGGACUGAUACCUUUGACUACCUAUGAAAUGAUCGUUUCUGGUGCUUUACUGUGCGUUACAUCGUGCCCAGAAUUGGAACUGUUUGCAACAGGAUCGUAUUGUAAAAGCGUUUUAGUUUUCGACUCGAGAGCCGGUCAUACACCAAUUGUCAAAUGUCAACCUCACAACCGAGCUGUCAUUAGGAUAGCAAUGAAUUCAAAUUAUAUUCUUUCCGCUAGCGAAGAUAAGACUGUGCACGUGUGGGACCAAAGGGCGGGGCGAUCGAUGAAAUCUAUAACGAUUUCCAAAGAAUCGUUUCCUAUGAGUAUGUGUAUGCAGAAAGAUAUUGUCUACGUUGGCGAUAGCGCCGCUAAACUCCACGUCUUAGAUCCAAAGCAGAACUUUGAGCCUGUCAAGAGUUACAGGACUGCGCAUGAGAAAAGUAUUACGGGCGUUUAUAUCGACUCUGGGUGCUUAAUUACGAGUUCCUUGGACAGGACUGUACAGAUAUCGAGUCCCACUGAUCCUCCCCAACCGCUGACAUCUUUGCACUACAGCAACGGCGAAAUAGCGAGUAUUGAUUAUCAGAAUGAGGUACUCGCCGUUUCUGGCCCAGAUGCUAUUGAAAUUUGGCGACCAAAAGCCAGAACAAAGUGUUCAUGAGUUUAACACACUCACGUAACGUUUUUAAUGAUUUACCGCGAAAGAAAAAUAAAAUAGAAAUGAAGCGCAUAAUAAGACUUGCCGAUUAAUUGAUGUAUUUUGCAUUUGUAUUGUUUUUUAUUAAAAAAGAAAGGAAAUAUUUGAUAUUACUUUGAUUAAUUUUUGGUGUACGUAUAUUAUUUGUAUUACACUCGCUUGAAACUGUUAAAACCCAUAUAUAUAUUAUACUUACAAAUAUAUUUUUUUUAUCGA